CAAUUACAAGAUUACAGCAAUUACAAGAUUACAGCAAUUACAAGAUUACAGCAAUUACAAGAUUACAGCAAUUACAAGAUUACAGCAAUUACAAGAUUACAGCAAUUACAAGAUUACAACAAUUACAAGAUUACAAAAAUUACAAGAAUACAGCAAUUACAAGAUUACAACAAUUACAAGAUUACAACAAUUACAAGAUUACAGCAAUUACAAGAUUACAACAAUUACAAGAUUACAACAAUUACAAGAUUACAGCAAUUACAAGAUUACAGCAAUUACAAGAUUACAACAAUUACAAGAUUACAGCAUUUACAAGAUUACAGCAAUUACAAGAUUACAACAAUUACAAGAUUACAGCAUUUACAAGAUUACAGCAAUUACAAGAUUACAAGAAUUACAAGAUUACAGCAUUUACAAGAUUACAGCAAUUACAAGAUUACAGCAAUUACAAGAUUACAGCAAUUACAAGAUUACAGCAAUUACAAGAUUACAGCAAUUACAAGAUUACAAUAAUUGCAAGAUUACAGCAAUUGCAAGAUUACAGCAAUUACAAGAUUACAAGGAUUACAAGAUUACAAGGAUUACAAGAUUACAGCAAUUACAAGAUUACAAAGAUUACAAGAUUACAGCAAUUACAAGAUUACAGCAAUUACAAGAUUACAGCAAUUACAAGAUUACAUCAAUUACAAGAUUACAACAAUUACAAGAUUACAGCAAUUACAAGAUUACAACAAUUACAAGAUUACAGCAAUUACAAGAUUACAGCAAUUACAAGAUUACAACAAUUACAAGAUUACAACAAUUACAAGAUUACAGCAAUUACAAGAUUACAACAAUUACAAGAUUACAACAAUUACAAGAUUACAACAAUUACAAGGAUUACAAGAUUACAGCAAUUACAAGAUUACAAGGAUUACAAGAUUACAGCAAAUACAAGAUUACAGCAAAUACAAGAUUACAGCAAUUACAAGAUUACAGCAAUUACAAGAUUACAGCAAUUACAAGAUUACAGCAAUUACAAGAUUACAUGGAUUACAAGAUUACAAGGAUUAGAAGAUUACAAGGAUUAG
Paramuricea clavata is the source of this 1070-nucleotide messenger RNA. NCBI's taxonomy places the organism in Eukaryota, Metazoa, Cnidaria, Anthozoa, Malacalcyonacea, Plexauridae. The record is from the annotation of a GenBank genome assembly.